AUGGGUCAUGGCCGGAAGGAAUCACUUUGUGAGGUUGAGGAUCGUGUCGCUGCAGCAAUAACGAAUUAUAAAGCGUCCAAUUUCAAAAAUAUACGAGAUGCUGCUACUGCUUAUGACCUUAUCUACAGCAAACUACGGAAUAGGUUGGCCGGCAUAGAGGCAAAGGGAGCUGCACAGGUGGAUCAGCAACUACUAACACCUUGGGAGGAGAAGGCGAUUGUGAGGUGGAUAUUGCAGUUAGAUGAUUGGGGGUUCCCGCCUAGAAUGAAAUAUGUAAAGGAUAUGGCCACUAGCUUUUUAGGUCCAAGAAAAAACCUCAACCUAUAA
Morchella sextelata is the source of this 327-nucleotide messenger RNA. RefSeq lists its product as uncharacterized. Lineage: Eukaryota; Fungi; Ascomycota; Pezizomycetes; Pezizales; Morchellaceae. The transcript has a single exon. The record is from RefSeq and is a predicted model, not a curated record. Bases 1 to 327 code for a protein of 108 amino acids.